CUACAAUUGAAAACGCAAACAAAAAUUGGAGGGAAACUUUUUCAGAGACGUCGGAAUCGAAAAAAAGGAUGAGCAGAAGACGCCACCAAAUCAUCUGUUCCUCCGAUGAAGAAGACGACGAACCUCAACAACUCCUCAACAACAGCGAAGAAAACGAAAACCCUAACAACAACAACAUUGAAAUAGAAAUUCUAGAAUCUUCUACUAGCCUUCAAUCCGUAACCCUAAGUUCCUCCAGUACUCCAAACCCCACUCCUAACCACCACGAACCACCAAACAUCGUUUUUUUUGACGUCGCCGUUGCUGUUGCUGCGGAUUGUGGUAUUGGCAGGGUAUUGGAAGGGCUAGGAUUAAGAUUACGGAAGGAUUGGUUAGAAUCGUGCGUUAGAGGGCUUGAAGGAUCGCUUACGCGAUUGGAUGAUAAUGCGAAGGCGAAGCUUUGUUUCGAGCAGUUUUUAUACUCGGAUAUGAACUAUUGUGGCGUGGGGAUGCUUCCUAGGGAUGUGCAUAAGUUGCAUUUGGUUGAUCUUAAAGGGCCUUUUGUACUUCAGGUAGAUGAGAUUGUGAAUAUCAGUUGUCCUCUUCGAGAUAGGUACCAGAAAGCAGUAGCUGGAAUAAAGAGGUGUCUGAAAUUGUCCAUGACUGAUGGCAUUCAGCGUGUGUUUGGGAUGGAGUACAGGCCUAUAAAAGAUCUUGAUGUUCUGGCUCCUUCAGGGAUGAAGGUUGCUAUCUGUAAUGUUCAUGUUAGGCAUGGACUUCUGAUGUUGGUCCCUGAAGUAAUUGAAGUCCUGGGUGGAAUGGUGGAAGAGUUAGAACAAGCAAGACAGCGGCUAGUUAAUGAAAUAAAUAAGCCACCGAGGGGGAAAAGAACAAGGACCGGAGUGGUUCCUCCUUUGGCAACUAGAGCUACUAAUGCUGCUUGGCCACCAGAAGGUGUUACUGCUCCAGAGCGCACUGAUACUGCCUCAAGAGAAAGCAGUAUGCCUUUUCAGGUUCAUGAGCGAGGAACAGUGUCUGGACUUUCUACUUCUGCAGCAGAAGAUAUUCGUCCCAUUUAUAGGGAAAAUGCCGAACCUGGGCGACCAUCUGCUGCGGCGAUUCACACUCCUGUUAACAGGAGAGAUACUGAACCUAAUAUUCCAUCUACGGCAGCUGUUUCUGUCCCCUCCUUUAUGAAGGAUACUGGGCCUAGCUUUUCAUCUGAUGCAGCUAGUCAUGUUGAGGAUAUUCCUAUGGUUGACAUGGCCACCGAAGACAUUGAUCUUCCAAUUAGAAGGGAACAUAAUGAACCUAUCCUUUUGUCUUCUUCCCCCAUGGAACUGGAGGAGUUUCUUUCAGAUGUUAGAAAUGGCCCUGCCACACCUGCCAGUGGCAGGAGCAGAGAAAGUGUUCCUGUCUCUCUCACGGGCCAUAAUGAAGAUACAGAGCCUGAUUCAUUGUCUACUGCAACAAUUGAUGUUGAGGAAGUUGAUUUGGUUGAUGAGUUGGAACAUCCGAUUAUACUUUCUGGAGACAAUGAAAACCCUUUCACUUACUUAGCUAGUCUGUCUGCUAAGAAGGCUGGUACGAAUGGCAGUGGUUCCACUGUUACAGGAAAAAUUAAGUGUUUUCUCACUGGUGUGAAGGGAUUUCAGUAUAGACAGAGGAGUAAAUACGAGCUUCGGGCUUAUGUUGAUGAUGGCAGCCUCAUCUCUGAGAUCCUUAUUGGUCAUGAUGUUGUGCAGAAGGAAAUAGGGUUUUCUCCUGCAGAAGUUACUGCUGCUCUUGAAUCUUCAGAUGGCAAACGAAUCAGUGACAUGAAGGAGACACUGAAACGUUUUCAGAAGUUCUUGGUGAAUUUUGAGGGAAUAAUGCUUGUACAGUUGAAUGAAGAAUCCCCAAUUCCAGUUGCUAUUGAAAUGAACCAGGGGUGUCCUGCCUCUGAUGCAUGGUUGCUUCUCAAAAGACUCAAGCCCGCUACUUCACAACCGCAUCAUCUUCACCCAGAAACCAUCAAUUUAUCCCCUUGAUGUGCUGAUAUGCAUGUGGACAUGUUCUCUGGAAAACUUCAAAACCACGUGAGCUGAUGGUGGAUAUUAUAGUCCAUGAAAUCCCAGGCUUAUCACCAAAAUCAGUUUAUCCUAAGAUUUUGAAUCAGCAAGGUGAGUUACAUCACAUUGCUCAAUUCAGAAAGUUGUUGCAUGACCUGAGAAGUAACAGCGUAAAUGUAGAUAUAUUUGGCCUUGAAUCAAACGAUAAAAUCACUUCUCAAAAGUCUUUGUGGGGCGGUGUCAUAUAUAACACAGUGAAUCAGCACAAUGUAAGUGAGUUUUCCGUCAUUCCUUACAUAGAAGGCUAGCAUUACAGCAACAUGAGAAGAUAGAAGGCUAGCAUUACAGCAACAUGAGAAGAUAGAGGCCUCAUCCUUAGCUGCUUACAAUUAGCUAGGCUCAAUUUAUUUCCUGUGUUCGCAAUCCACUUCUAUCUUCAGAGGAUAGGAGAGACUGGAUAUUAUAUUCUCUGGAGGACUGCAGAUGGAUAAAUACUUCUCUGGUUCCCUGGUCCAGAAUUUUCUUGCAGGGUAUUGGUAUCGGUGGUAUUCCUGAGCUGACAUUGACAAUUGAUGUGUAUACUCGUGUUUAUGGAAACAAUGCUGAAUUCAUCCUGGUAGCAAUUGCAAGAACUGGAUUGCUCUUUUCUUUCCUUUUAUCCUUCAAAAGGAAAGAGAAGGAUGGGUUUUUAGGGUGGGACGGAGACUGAGCAAAAGCUAAGGUAAUGUUAGUAAUCCUAAUUUAAUUCCAUUGUUGGUAAGCUGCCUUUGGUCAUUUCAGAUUUUAUUGAUACGGGACUCAGGAUUGUAAUCCAAACUUGUUUCCCGAUGUUAAACCGAAGCGUGUAUUCGUUUGUGCCAGAAGGCAGAAAGUAACUAAACAAUUGCUAAAGGCAAAUUACUACUGUACAACUAAACAAGAAAAUGUCAACUUUCAUCUUCGUGCUUUUCGCUCUAGAAGAAGUAGAAAUCAAAGGGUAGAAUUUUAAUGU
Messenger RNA from Nicotiana attenuata, 3021 nucleotides. RefSeq names its product recQ-mediated genome instability protein 1. Gene Ontology annotation, biological process: resolution of meiotic recombination intermediates; double-strand break repair via homologous recombination. NCBI's taxonomy places the organism in Eukaryota, Viridiplantae, Streptophyta, Magnoliopsida, Solanales, Solanaceae. The record is from RefSeq and is a predicted model, not a curated record. Gene Ontology annotation, cellular component: nuclear body; RecQ family helicase-topoisomerase III complex. The transcript has 8 exons. The coding region runs from base 69 to 2009 and encodes 646 amino acids. Gene Ontology annotation, molecular function: nucleotide binding.